CCCCUCCCUCAGCCGGCAGAAAACAGUGGAACCCUCCCGUAGAGGUGAGAGCGCAGAUGUCAUGAAAGCGACCGCAAGACCAGAGCGCAACCACCGACACGCCGACCGACCUCAGUCCGCCUCCCUGCGCCUCCGUCUGGGAUGCUUUUAGCGCACAAGCCGCCUCCAAUCAGGGCAGCGGUCAUCGACGCAGCUCGUCGACAUUCUUUUAGUUGUUAGUUGUUUUUAUUAUUUAACUGAGGAUCUUGCCUGCCGAGACGCCCCUUUUUCGUUUUAGUGUUUAUGUUUAUUUCUUCAUGACUGCUGCUUUGGGAAGUGAGGCGCAACAGCAACACCAUGCGAGCUCAAAUCGAAGUAAUACCGUGCAAAAUUUGCGGAGACAAAUCAUCAGGCAUCCACUACGGAGUCAUCACAUGUGAGGGUUGUAAGGGAUUCUUCCGAAGGAGUCAGCAGAACAACGCAUCCUACUCCUGCCCCCGCCAGAGGAACUGCCUCAUCGACAGAACAAACCGCAACCGAUGCCAACACUGCCGCCUUCAAAAGUGUCUAGCCCUAGGAAUGUCCAGAGAUGCGGUGAAGUUUGGACGCAUGUCAAAGAAACAACGUGACAGUCUGUAUGCCGAGGUCCAAAAGCAUCAGGCCCGACUACAGGAGCAGCGGCAACAGCAAACGGGGGAAGCGGAAGCUUUGGCACGGGUUUACUCAUCUAGCCUAACCAAUGGACUGUCAACCCUCAACCAUGAGAUUGGGGGCACUUAUGCCAAUGGUCACGUCAUUGACCUGCCCAAGGGUGGCCACGCUAAUGGUGCUGGACUUCCAGGGGGCUACUAUGGGAUGGAUUCCACCCAGCCGUCUCCAGACCAGUCAGGUUUGGACAUGUCGGGCGUGAAGCACAUAAAACAGGAGCCAGUCUACGACUUGACGCCAGUGCCCAACCUGUUCAGCUAUGCUGGCUACCAGGACAGUCAACUGGGACACAACAACGUCAGCAUGGGAGAACUAGACCGCAUUGCUCAGAAUAUCAUCAAGUCUCAUCUGGAGACGUGUCAGUACACCUCAGAGGAGUUGCAACAGUUGGCCUGGCAAACACACUCCUAUGAGGAAGUCAAAAUGUACCAGAGCAAGCCUCGGGACGUGUUGUGGCAGCAGUGUGCCAUUCAGAUCACACAUGCGAUCCAGUACGUGGUAGAGUUUGCCAAGCGCAUCUCAGGGUUUAUGGAGCUGUGUCAAAAUGACCAGAUCCUCCUGCUGAAAUCAGGUUGUUUAGAGGUCGUCCUGGUGAGGAUGUGCAGGGCAUUCAACCCUCUCAACAACACCGUGCUUUUUGAGGGGAAAUAUGGAGGCAUGCAGAUGUUCAAAGCUCUGGGUUGUGAUGACUUAGUGAGCGCAGUGUUUGACUUUGCCAAGAGUUUGUGCUCACUGCAGCUGACGGAGGAGGAGAUCGCUCUCUUCUCGGCAGCUGUCCUCAUUUCCACAGAUCGGCCAUGGUUGAUGGAGCCCCGCAAAGUUCAGAAACUCCAGGAGAAGAUCUACUUUUCUCUGCAGCACAUUAUGCAGAAGAACCACAUGGACGAAGAUGCAUUGGCUAAGCUGAUCAGUCGUAUCCCAACACUGUCUGCUCUGUGUACGCUCCACACGGAGGAGCUUCAAGCUUUCCAGCAGCUUCAUCCAGAAACAGUCAACGUUCUCUUCCCGCCACUCUAUAAAGAACUGUUCAAUCCAGACCCGAACUCUGCCAUGUCCAUGCCCAAGUGACUGACUGCCUAUUGCGCCAUUGCAACAAACUAUUUCAGUGGAGGAACAAAAGAAUACAAGGACAGCUAUGUCUGACAAGACGACAUUGGUAAUAUCUACCAAGUUCACAGCUCCUCUUGUUUCAUUUGAGACUGGGGAGGUGAGUGGUCAUCCGACACAAACUUACACUUAGCGCCAACAAUACGUACUAGGAAUGUCCAGCACUUGUCCCAUCCUGUUCACCGAUACAGUCUGAAGAAUGUAUAUAGAAAUGAAACAUGCCCCAAGCCACAACCUGAGCAGGGGUUACUUCUUGUCUUCUGACCAGAAAUGUACAGACUUUAAAAAAAAGAAAAUUCUAAGAACAAUUUAUACUGUUCGUCUUAAAAUAUCGGUACAUCAAAUUUAUUUUACAUUUGAAAAAGAAAAACCUUUUUGUUUAGAUUUUUUCUCCGAAAUGAAGAAAUAGUUUUAAAAGGCUGAAUGGGGGAGGGAACUGAGGAAUUAGAAAAGCUAUUGUAGAUAUUCUCCUAGUACAGAGCAGAUUCCAGUAUUACUUCUGUUAAAAUAAGUUAGUCCUAAUUUAAAUAUACAACAGUCCACCGUGGCUGAUUAUUCCUUGUCUAAGUGUUUUAAUUUUAACGGAUACUUUCUUGUGUACAGAAUUUGUAAAGUUAAGACUUGUAAAGGAAUACUGGGUAAAACUGGGAGUUGAUUUUCAUUUGUUUAUAUAUAGAAGCCUUGUCUGGAUUUUGUUCAUACGUAUAGAAGGAACAGCAUCCUUCUGAUGCAAACAUGUAGAGAUGUAAAGAAGAACAUAUGAUGGAUUAACAAAAAAAAAGAAAUAGCUACUUUUCAAGAUGGAUACGGUAAUAUUCUAUAUUGUUGCUGCAAUAAGUGAAUCCAAAAAGCUGGAUUGCUUUUUAACAAUCACGGAGAAACAACCAAUAUGAAAAUGCAAUUUCAAAAUCAAACUCAUGUCUUUGUCAAGAAAAUUCCCAUAACCGUGCCCCAUAUAGUAUGACAGGGCACUGACUUCAGGGUGGUGGGAAUUUUUUACCACUGGAGAGCAAGAUGAGAAAUGAAACUUAAUCUUAAUUUAAGGUAACGUUCUAAUCUUCAAAGACCUGAAUUACUGCUGUAUCUCCUCAUCCCUCCCAUCACUAUUUGCACAAUCGAGUCCCUGGACAUCCUGGGCCACUCCGGGCUGUGAAUAUGAAGGAACCCAGUGAGCAAUAACUUUUAUCCUGCCUUCUUUUUUUUUUUUUUUUAAUCUUUAAGAUUUCCUUUUCUGUUGUUUGGAACAGGGUAGCAAUUUCUACUAAAAUGCACUAUAUUAGAAGGUACUAAAUUCCAUCACAGGCUGUUUUUAGUGUUUUAGCAAGACACAAAAUGGGCUGUGGUUAGAAUAUACACAGAGCACUGGUUGCCAGAUAUGAACAAAAAUCAUUCUAAAUACCAAUGAUCACUUCGUAAAUGAAAACGUACACAGAAAAACGUGAUAGACAAUCAAUCAGCUUUGCUUUUUGUUAGCAGUUACAUAUUUAUUAGCACUUACAAAUGGACGUUUUGUUUUUAAUUGUUCUGCCUUAAUAUUGGUUUAACUUCAAUUUGGCCGCUGAGUAACAAAUGCACACUGAAUUUUCCAAGGCAAGGACACUUGCAUGGAAAGUACAGAGUCGGCUUGAAAGGUCUGUGCAGUCCUGCUUUUAGCCACUAGAUGCUCCGUAUGCAUUAUUUUUGGUCAGGAAUGACAAGGCCUCACCUAAAUUAAUUGUUAGUAUUGGCACCAAUUUAGGAAAGCAUUUCAAUAAAUUAUUGUACAAGUGUUUCAAUUAUGUGCACACAAAAAUUUUUGACAUUUGCUGAAAUUUCAAUACUGUUCUUUCUUACACAGUGGCCAAAUGUAAUGCUUGCUGUACGCAUGGACAUUGUUAUUUGUUAAAUGAAUUCAAUAAAUAUGGAUUUAGUUGAUUCAACCUCUCACCCCACAACCCAGAUCAGUGGCCAGUGACUCUGUAAGACAAUCAAUCACUUGCUCAUUAAGGCUUGAUGCACUACAUAGCAUCUCUCAGGGAGCAAGUCUUUUCUGACUUUGCAUUAGAAGAGGGUUUCAUAUUUUUGCAAAUUUAUGAGAACAAAAGUUUUUAAUGAAAAUAGGAAUACUUUUUGCGAUAAAAAGCAGCAUAUGAUAGCAAUGGAAUCUGCCCAGACAAGGCUUUGAUUAGUGUGUGCGCGCGUGCGUGCGUGUACAGGGCAUGAAUUCACUGUCCAAAUCUUAUGUCCAGAUUAUAUGAUAAGCAUGGUGACGUAUAGCACAAGGAGAGCUCUAAUUGCUCCAUAUCAGUGUGCUCUUGUCAUCACUUGCGUUCACUUAUGUUUACUGCUUAUUUUGCUGCUUAUGGGACCAUGUGGGAAGUUCACUGGCAAACUGUGAAUCAUGCAACAUCACAACGCUGGACAGUGAAUUCCAACUCUGAAGUUUUUGUGUGAGAUGUUUUUAUUUUCCCUUGUUAGACUGUGAAUCAGAGAGGUGGGAUGGGGUUGUGAGAGGAUGUGCUGGCAAAAACGAGUGGUAACAUAACACUGUAAGUAAGACACUGUAGCAAUAAGAACUGGAGGCAUUUACUACUGCCAUGUUUGCAUUGUAAGAUUAUUUUUUAUUUUAUUACUAUUUACUGUUAUUAUUGUUCUUAUUAUGUCUACUAUUCUCUAUUACUAUUAGCCUAUUGUUGUUCUGUUCUAUUUGCAUGACGUUUCAUUGCAAUGAAACAUUUUGGGCAUAUUGGUGUUUUGUCACCCUUCUGGGAGGGAUAAAUGGCAGGGUGGGUUUAAAACGGGAUCCAGAAUUAAGUCAGCUCUAAGUGAUUUUCCAACAAUAUGAAGGACUUCUAAAUAAAAUAUUAUUAUUUAUAC
Molecule: messenger RNA, 4650 nt
Organism: Syngnathus acus (greater pipefish)
Lineage: Eukaryota; Metazoa; Chordata; Actinopteri; Syngnathiformes; Syngnathidae
Gene: rorb
Product: RAR-related orphan receptor B
Exons: 10
Coding region: 337-1755 (472 amino acids)
Biological process (GO): regulation of transcription by RNA polymerase II
Cellular component (GO): nucleus
Molecular function (GO): nuclear receptor activity; zinc ion binding; RNA polymerase II cis-regulatory region sequence-specific DNA binding
Source: RefSeq, a predicted model, not a curated record